Messenger RNA from Helianthus annuus (common sunflower), 882 nucleotides. Its product is annotated as BURP domain protein USPL1. The transcript has 2 exons. The coding region runs from base 1 to 819 and encodes 272 amino acids. Lineage: Eukaryota; Viridiplantae; Streptophyta; Magnoliopsida; Asterales; Asteraceae. The record is from RefSeq and is a predicted model, not a curated record.
AUGGAGAUGCAACCCCUUGCUUCUUUCCUCUGCUGUGUAUUGCUUCUUCAGUUCUCUAUCGGAAGCCAUGCUCUCGAAAUUUACGAGAAAACCAUGAGAAACGACCCUGAAAAUGUUGUGAAGCGCAAAGAACAUCAUGAUAAUCUAUAUUUAAGCGUCUUUUUCAAAGUCAACGAUCUACACAUUGGCAAAAGAAUGCCAAUCUAUUUUGCUAGAAAUGACGAUCCAAACCGAACACAUCUACUAUCUCGAGAAGAAGCCGAUUCGAUCCCUUUCUCGUCGCAAAAACUCCCAUAUCUUCUUGAUUUUUUCUCAGUCUCUAAGAAUUCCCCGCAAGCUAAGGCCAUGAAAACCACACUCACCCUAUGUGAACUCAAGCCUAGAGAGGAUGAAUACAAGUCUUGUGUCACCUCAUUGGAGUCCUUGAUGGACAUGACACGUGGCUUUUUUGGUACGGUAAAACCUAAUCUGUUGACCACCAAAAUCAUAAGUUCCAAUCAUACCAUUUUCCAGUGGUAUACUUUUGUUGAGAAGCCAGUGGAGAUCCAUGUGUCUAAAGUGGUGGCUUGUCAUACCAAGGCCUACCCUUAUUUGGUUUACUACUGCCAUGGGGAUAAGGAUAAUUUCACUAGGGUAUUUAAGGUUGCAUUAAGGGGGGAUCAGAAUGGUGAGAGAGUGGAAGCUAUUGCUACUUGCCACAUGGACACGUCCAAGUGGGAUCCAAACAACGUGGUGUUUGAGGUGCUCGGAGAACAGCUUGGUUCUCCGGUGUGCCAUUUUCUGCCGGCUGAUAAUCUUGUUUGGGUCGCAUCUUCUUAGUUACAUGGUUUGUAAUAGAAAUCGAAAACUAAAUAAAUGACCAAUAUUAUUUGUGUGUGGGAA